GUCCGGGUGUGUGUUUCCCAGUCCCACCCCGCCGUGCCCAGGCCGGGGGAGCCCCAGCCCGCUCCUCGCCUGAGGGGAGGGAGCCGCGGCCCCGGCUCCGGCAGCGCCCUGCCCGCCGUGAGGGACUGAGGGAAGGGGGGCCCUGCCCUGCCCUGCGGCCCCCGGGCACAAAAUGGCCAUCGCGGCCGUUAGCGAGGCGGAAACGCGGCUCUGCGGGAACUGCAAAAAGGACAUCCCUGCUGUUAACUUCAUCAUCCAUGAAAUCCACUGUAGCAGAAAUAUUGAAGUAUGCUGCUACUGCAGCGAAUCCAUCCCGAAGUCCGAGAUGAAGAACCACAUUGAGUCUGAGCACGUGCAGGUUACCUGCAAGUGUAGGAUGAAGAUGGAAAAUGGUCUCCUCAAGGAUCAUGAGGCGUCAGCGUGCCCUCUGCGUCCUGCCCUCUGCCAGUACUGUGACAUACAGCUUACCUUCAAGGAGCUGCUGGACCAUGAAGUUUACUGCGGGGCCAGGACUGAGCUGUGUGGAGGGUGCGGGCGUAACAUCAUGGUGAAAGAUCUCCAAGAGCAUCCUCGGGUCUGCGGGCAAGAGGUGAAGCAAGUGAGAGGAAGCAGAGCAGUGGCUCGCUUUGAGGAUGAGGCUGUAGUUUUGAGUGCCCUUCGAGGUGUCAGAAGGCAACUCAGAUCAGAGAAUGAACUGGAGCAGUUGGGGAGAAGUGAAAGCGCCCAUUCUGCACUUGACGAGGGGUGGAACCCUGACUUAGAUUACGCGUUGGCUCUCAGCCUCCAGAAUGAGGAUCAUCAGCACAAGAACACUGCAGCUGAAAGUCCCAGUGACUUCUGGGAGAACUGCUACACCAAAGAGUCUGUGUCAUCUACCUACUGUAAUGAAAGAGACGAGGUGGAUGCCUUCUGUGACUCUUUCGUGCCUUCCAGCAUGUCAAACAUCAGCAAAAAUGAGAUCAUCAUGUUGCCGUGUGAGUUUUGUGAGGAGCUCUACCCUGCUGAGGACCUGAUUCUUCACCAGACAGGUUGUAACCCAGCAAGUGCCUUUGCCUCGUUCAGUAAAAGAAGUUCUUCUCCGAAUCCAUGGGAAUACGAUGGUCUGUGUGCUGGUGGGUCCAGAGGCUUUGGGUCUCUCUUCUCAUCCCAGCUCCAAGCUGUCCAGGCAGAGGAAGAUAUUAUCAUUCCCUGUGAAUUUUGUGGCAUCCAACUGGAAGAGGAGACACUCUUCCAUCAUCAGCACCACUGUGACCUGCGCCCAGCCAGCCCCACCACCAGCUGCCCAUCUUGGCAGCCACCAUCUCCACAGGCCGGCAGAGAAAGAAGAGGAUCAGCAGAGCUGGCUUGGAGAUGGGCCCGGCCCCAAGUGCUGUGUUUUGCCCUCCCAGGAAAUGGUUCUGCUUGGAGCCCAGGCAGCUUCGGGCAGCAGGAGCUGAGCUGUCCUGCACGAGGGACCACAUCCCGCAGUAGCGUGGCACACACCAGGAGCGCACCCCCAGCCUCUGCCCUGAGAGCUGGAGAUGCUCCUGCCUCCAGAGGGAAGCCCAGGAAGGAAUCUGGCAACGAGGGGAGGCCGAGGAGCAGGGACGCAGGCGAGCCUGCGGGUGGGAUAACACCACGUGUGAGACCUGCUCAGAACUGCCAUCCAGAAGGCUUCACAUCCAGCAUCUCCAGAGCUUCACCAGCCCAGCCAAGGUACCACCUUUCCUGUUUCAGGCCUACCCUAAGGGGUCAGGGGUGCUGGAGGAGCAAGCUUUGGAAGUAGGGGCACUGCCUUAGGUCUGGUGCAUUCUGAGCCACAGCUGACAGUGACAAACCCACUCCUGUCCUCAGCCUCACUUCCCCACGGUCCAAAUCUGGAUUCCUUCCUGUUUAUUUGCCUGUGACUGAAAAGAUUUCACUCAGUUUAAUUGGACUGGGGCUUGCCUGAGUUUCAAACAGCAAACUCAGGCUUUUAUAUCAAAACAGAAUGGAGAAAUUGGUCACUGGGAG
Neopsephotus bourkii (Bourke's parrot) is the source of this 1992-nucleotide messenger RNA. RefSeq names its product TRAF-type zinc finger domain containing 1 (gene TRAFD1). The record is from RefSeq and is a predicted model, not a curated record. The coding region runs from base 173 to 1765 and encodes 530 amino acids. The transcript has 9 exons. Lineage: Eukaryota; Metazoa; Chordata; Aves; Psittaciformes; Psittacidae.